CAUUGACCUGCUACCUGGGAGUCAAUUCAUGGGAUUUUGUGUGUUCUGAUUCCAGUGCUAGCAUUUCUCUCCCCUUUAGGUCACGUAGAGUAAAUGGAAAACCAAACAAGUGGAACUGAGUUUGUUCUCUUGGGACUUACAAGAGAUCCGUUCCUUCAAAGCCUCCUAUUCACUGUGGUUUUAAUUAUUUACCUAAUUAUUUUAUUAGGAAAUAUGGUAAUCAUGUUGGUCAUAAGGAUUGAUUGCCACCUUCACUCUCCUAUGUACUUCUUCCUCUUUCAUUUAGCCCUUGUUGACAUCUGUUAUGCCACCACUGUUGUUCCAAAGAUACUGAUGAAUUUCCUUGUGAAAGGAAGCAUAACCAUUGCUGUCAAUGCUUGUAUGACUCAAAUGUUCUUCAUCUUCCUCUCAGCGGGGUGUGAAGUUUUUAUGCUUUCAGUAAUGGCAUAUGACCGAUAUGUGGCCAUCUGUAAUCCACUGAAGUAUCAAGAGGCUAUGAGCAAACAUUUCUGUUAUCAGCUGGUAGGAAGUUCAUGGGCAAUGGGUCUCUUAUAUUCAGCUCUAAACAUAAUUCCUGUGUUAAAUAUUCAAUUCUGCGGGCAUGCAGAAAUCAAACAUUUCAGCUGUGAGCUGCCCCCUCUCCUGUCUGCUGCUUGCAGUGGGACCUAUCUCAGUAAACUCAUUCUUCUUUUUUCUGCUGUGAUCUUUGGGUCCAGCUCCUUUUUGCUCACACUCAUCUCCUACAUCUAUAUCAUCACCACUGUCUUGAAGAUACGGUCUGCAGAAGGGAGGCACAAAGCUUUCUCCACUUGCAGCUCCCACUUCAUUGUAGUGGGGUUACUCUACAUAACUGCUCUGUUCCAGUACACAAAACCCAAAUCAGUCUCAUCAAUCAUUCUAGACCAAGUGCUGUCCACCCAAUACAGCAUCUUAACCCCCAUGCUGAAUCCCAUCAUCUAUAGCCUGAAAAAUAAAGAUGUGAAAGCAGCCUUAGGCAGAAUUCUAAAGAAACUGCAAUUUGUGUAACCUCUGAGCUGUAUAUUUCAAAUACAUGUUCUUUACAACACGGACUUAUGAGCAAAUGGGAUUUGCUGGUUGUGUUUUCUAGGUUACGUGAUAAAAACCACAUCCACAUAUCCACAAAGGAGCACAAUGGCAGGAGGGGGAUGCCAAAUAAUACUCUGCCCCAGCAGCUCCCAGGGCUAUCAGAUGGAGAGCUAUCAGCCCAUCACUGGUGCAUCUCUACAAGGAUAGAGGAGCACAGAGGUGAAGUGGAA
This is a messenger RNA of Harpia harpyja (harpy eagle), 1277 nucleotides long. RefSeq names its product olfactory receptor 5V1-like. Gene Ontology annotation, biological process: G protein-coupled receptor signaling pathway. Gene Ontology annotation, cellular component: membrane. The record is from RefSeq and is a predicted model, not a curated record. NCBI's taxonomy places the organism in Eukaryota, Metazoa, Chordata, Aves, Accipitriformes, Accipitridae. The transcript has a single exon. Gene Ontology annotation, molecular function: G protein-coupled receptor activity; olfactory receptor activity. The coding region runs from base 94 to 1026 and encodes 310 amino acids.